Messenger RNA from Neomonachus schauinslandi (Hawaiian monk seal), 2166 nucleotides. It is a transcript of the gene NYAP2, whose product is annotated as neuronal tyrosine-phosphorylated phosphoinositide-3-kinase adaptor 2. Bases 1 to 2166 code for a protein of 721 amino acids. The transcript has 6 exons. The record is from RefSeq and is a predicted model, not a curated record. NCBI's taxonomy places the organism in Eukaryota, Metazoa, Chordata, Mammalia, Carnivora, Phocidae. Gene Ontology annotation, biological process: phosphatidylinositol 3-kinase/protein kinase B signal transduction; neuron projection morphogenesis.
AUGAUACCCUCCAAGAUGAUGAGUUCUAAUCCUGAGGAAGACCCUUUGGACACAUUUCUCCAAUAUAUUGAGGAUAUGGGGAUGAAGGCCUACGAUAGCUUGGUUAUCCAGAAUGCAUCAGACAUUGCUCGAGAGAAUGACCGCUUGAGAAAUGAAACCAACCUGGCCUACUUGAAGGAAAAGAAUGAAAAACGCCGAAGACAAGAAGAAGCAAUAAAACGCAUAGGUGGCGAAGUGGGGCGGGGCCACGAAGGAAGUUACGCGGGCAAACAUUUCCGCAUGGGAUUCAUGACGAUGCCUGCUCCUCAGGACAGACUUCCCCAUCCCUGCGCCAGCGGCUUUUCCGUGAGGUCGCAGUCCCUGCACUCGGUCGGGGGCACAGACGACGACAGCAGCUGUGGCUCCCGCCGGCAGCCGCCGCCCAAGCCCAAGCGGGACCCCAGCACCAAGCUGAGCACAUCGUCGGAGACGGUCAACAGCGCGGCGCCGGGCAAGAGCGGGAAGGCCCCCGAGCGGCCGGAAGUGUCAGCCAAACCCAGACCCCACAGUGAUGAAUAUUCAAAGAAGAUCCCUCCUCCCAAACCCAAACGGAACCCGAACACUCAGCUGAGCACAUCUUUCGAUGAAACGUACAUCAAGAAGCACGGGCCGCGGAGGACGUCGCUCCCGCGGGACCCCUCUCUGUCCCUGGUGAGCAGCCCGGCGGGGGACCCUGAGGAGGAGGAGCCCGUGUACAUCGAGAUGGUGGGCAACAUUCUCAGAGACUUCAGGAAGGAGGAUGAUGACCAGAGCGAGGCCGUCUAUGAGGAGAUGAAAUACCCCAUCUUUGACGACUUGGGCCAAGAUUCGAAAUGUGACCUUGACCAUCACAGUUGCUCUUCGCAGUGUGCUACUCCCACGGUGCCUGAAUCGGACUUCGCCAAGUCCUCAGUGCCAUGUACUCCAAAGGGUUUGCUUUGUGACAUCCCCCCGCCCUUCCCCAACCUGCUUUCUCACCGACCCCCGCUGCUGGUGUUCCCCCCCGCGCCAGUGCAAUGCUCCCCCAAUUCCGACGAGUCUCCGCUCACCCCGCUGGAGGUCACCAAGCUGCCCGUGUUGGAAAACGUGUCUUACAUGAAGCAGCAGGCCGGCGCGUCUCCGUCCUCACUGCCCUCUCACGCCUCCGGCCACCCCAAGCUGGACAAAGAGCAAGCUGCAGCCCUGGGCCCCAGCCCUGCCGCCGCCGCCUCCGCGCUGUCCUCGUCCCCGCCGCCGCCGUCCACCCUGUACCGCACGCAGUCCCCCCACGGCUACCCGAAGAGCCACUCGGCCUCCCCAUCGCCGGUCAGCAUGGGGAGGUCCCUGACCCCGCUCAGCCUCAAGCGGCCCCCGCCCUACGACGCCGUGCAUUCAGGCAGCCUCUCUAGGAGCUCUCCAUCAGUGCCUCCUCAUUCGACCGGCAGGCCGGUGUCGCAGGAUGGGGCCAAGAUGGCCAACGCCUCAGUGAACACCUACGGCCCGGCUCCGGGUGCCUCCCGGUCCAGGACCCCCACGAGUCCCUUGGAAGAACUAACCAGCCUCUUUACCUCUGGACGAAGCCUGCUGAGGAAGUCGUCCAGCGGCCGCCGUUCUAAAGACCCCACAGAGAAAUCGACAGAGGAACUGAAAAUCCGAAGCCACAGCACGGAGCCAUUACCAAAGUUGGACAGCAAAGAGAGAGGGCAUCACGGGGCGUCUUCCAGAGAGCCUAUCAAAGCUCAGGAAUGGGAUGGAACACCAGGACCGCCUGUGGUCACCAGUAGACUGGGAAGAUGCUCUGUGAGCCCCACCUUGUUAGCAGGAAACCACAGCUCAGAACCGAAAGUAAGCUGCAAAUUAGGCCGGUCUGCCUCCACAUCAGGUGUGCCCCCUCCGUCAGUUACUCCUCUCAGGCCAGCGAGUGACCUGCAACAGAGCCAGGUGGCAUGCAUGCCGUGGUUUCAUGGAGACCAUACAAUGCUUGAGAUGAUUGAGAAAAAGCGUUGCUUGUGCAAGGAAAUAAAAGCUAGACAGAAAACGGAAAAGGGGCUUUGCAAACAGGAUAGCAUGCCUAUCCUGCCCAGCUGGAAGAAGAACACAGGGGCAAAGAAGUACAGCCCUCCACCCUAUUCUAAGCAGCAAACGGUGUUCUGGGAUACUGCCAUAUAA